UCAAUGGGCCGGUAGUUAUGCAUUCAAAGCCUAUUGAGAAUGAAUGAAAGAUUAUCCUAAAUAUGGAAAUUUGAAAAAGAUUGUCAUAUGACCUUAGCGUGACCAAAUCAAUAUCUUGAUUUCGACUGCUCUAUCUCCUUUAUUGAAAAAGAGAGAUUCUAUAAUCAAAACCCUAACCCUAAUUCCUCUUUCACCCCUUUUACACUCUCUAUUCCCACCACCAGUGAAGCAGCCAUGGCUGAUUGGUCUGAGCUUCCAAAAGAUCUUCUGCAAUUAAUAUCCGAAAAACUGAACAAUCAUUUCUACAUUCUUCGUUUUCGUUCUGUCUGUUCCUCCUGGCGACUUUCCACACCAAAACCUCGUAACUAUUUCCCCUUGAAGCUCCCGCACUUUUCCCGUCGCAACAAACUAUACAAUCACACCAUCUUUCUCAUCAAACCACCCGCAACACCCAACCAACAAACUCUCUACCGCCCUUGGUUGGUCAGAAUUUGUCGAACUUCAACCGGAAAGUUUAACCUAUUUCACCCCCUUUCACGUCACAGACUUAAUAUACCUUCUGAUUCGAGGGUGCUGGACUUCAGCCAACUCUCUGUCUUUAAUAUCGAACAGAUUUAUAUUUGCGGAGAGUCAUAUCAAAAUUCAUCUACCAUUGAAUUUUGUCAUUAUGAUCGCUCUGUUGCAACGUUUCACAGGGAACCAAUUCUGGAGAUUGUCACAAGCAAUAGAAACUCCGAGGAGAUGUUGAUGUUCCGUCGCAAAGGCAAUGGUUUGACUAAGAUCCCCAAUGUCUCAAGCUUUUACCGAGGCAUGUGCAUUUUUAAAGGCCGGCCCUGUCUAACCGACUAUACUGGUCGGACUGUGAUGAUCGGAUCAAAUUUGAGCGUUCACUUGGUGGCUGAGCCUGUGUUGGGUUUCGAUUUCCAUGGCGACAUUUACAUUAUGGUGGAAAAUGAGUCUGAGUUGUUGCUUGUUCAGAAAUAUGAUAAAUAUGAGCCUAUUGAUGUGUUUAGGCUUGACCAGAAAGAGAAAAGGUGGCUGAAGUUGGAAAAUUUAGGGGAUAUGAUUUUGUUUUUGGGACGAGGCUAUUCGUUUGCUAUAUCGGCGUCGGAUUUGGAUUUGGACAAUAGGAAUUCUGUGAUUUAUUGUAGUAACUAUAUUCGUAACGAAAUCAGGGUUUUUCCCUUGGAUCAACACCGGACUUUUCUUUUGUCUGAUUAUCCAGAUUAUUUCAAGUUGUUCUGGCCACCUCCGGAGUGGAUCACCAGUAGGUGUUUGUAACAGAGUACGUUAUUUGCAUCAAAAUAUCCUAAUGUAAUAGUGAUUGAUAUUGUAUUAUCGUGCCUAGUUUUCUUUGUUAUAUUGGAUCAAAUUUGCAACUAGUACGUUUGGAAAUAGGAUUAUUGAAAUGAUCUUCAUCUUACAUUUUGGGUCAUGAGUUUUUCCAACUAGUACCUUCUGUUAUGUGGAAAUUGGUAUUUGGGCCUAUAUUUUUUUCAUAAGUUCCUUUGUUUAACUUCUAAAAGUUAAACUCAAUUUAGGGUCUACUACUUAUGAAUAAAAGGGAUUAACAAGUGCAACAUGAGAUUUACUAGCUAAUAUUUUAUGAAGUGUGGAAGAUUCUGCUAUCUGCUUUUUGACAUAAAGCUCAAGAUAAAACUAGUAGUGCAUUUUUUCACCAAGGCAACAAUGUCUAUACUUGUUAUAAGAAAGAGGGAUAACUAUUGAGUUUGUAUGGAGGUUUCUGUAAAUUGGUUUUUGAUUUUAUGCUCUAACUUUGCGGGAAGGGUGGAGUUAGAAGUAGUCGUUGCAAAGUUAUUAAGAGAAAGUAGUAGUUGAUGCUUAAUUGGCCAAAAAGGAAAACAUUGAACGAAAUAUUAUGCAUUUUGUCAACAUAUUUUCCAUAUAUGCCAGUAAAUUUCUAAACAAAUCUAGUUAGGGAUGAAAGCUAUUUAUAUCUUUUAAUAACUUGCUACAGGAAAAAAUCAGCACACAAAAAAUGGCUGAUGGUUUGCUUCAUAAUUCUUGAAAGAUAACUUAAUUGUGCUUGCAGACCCGG
Molecule: messenger RNA, 2059 nt
Organism: Vicia villosa (hairy vetch)
Lineage: Eukaryota; Viridiplantae; Streptophyta; Magnoliopsida; Fabales; Fabaceae
Product: F-box protein SKIP23-like
Exons: 1
Coding region: 235-1281 (348 amino acids)
Molecular function (GO): protein binding
Source: RefSeq, a predicted model, not a curated record